Messenger RNA from Falco peregrinus (peregrine falcon), 1846 nucleotides. It is a transcript of the gene TYSND1, whose product is annotated as trypsin like peroxisomal matrix peptidase 1. The coding region runs from base 88 to 1632 and encodes 514 amino acids. The record is from RefSeq and is a predicted model, not a curated record. Gene Ontology annotation, molecular function: serine-type endopeptidase activity. Lineage: Eukaryota; Metazoa; Chordata; Aves; Falconiformes; Falconidae. Gene Ontology annotation, cellular component: peroxisome. The transcript has 4 exons. Gene Ontology annotation, biological process: regulation of fatty acid beta-oxidation; protein processing.
GCGGGCCGGCGCACCCGGGGCCGCGCCGCGCUGCGUUGCCCCCGGCGCCGCCCGCGGUCAGCCGGGGCCCGGCCGCCGGCCGCCGCCAUGGCGGAGGAACAGGCCUGCUGCGCCGUCAGCGUCUCCGGCCUGCCCGCCGGCCCCAAGGCGGCCGCCGGCCCCUGGAGCUGCAGCGGGGUGGUGCUGAGCCGCGGCCCCGGGCUGGUGCUGUGCCAGGGCGCCGUCUUCACCCCCUUCCUGCGGGACGGCCCCGCCGCCUGGACCCGGCCCCGCGCCCUGAUGCCCGACGCCCUCCAGCCUCGCCCGCGCCUCCAGGUCCUACAGCCGCCGGCGCCCCCGGGCCCCGACGCCCCGGCGGCCUCGACAGGCAGCGUGCGGCGGCACGAGGCACGGCUGCUGGCGCUGGUGCCCUGCGGCGCCUUCCGGCGGGCGCUGGCGCGGGCCUUCGGCACGGCGGAGCAGUGGCGCUUCGGCGGGGAGGCGGCGGGGGACGACCCGCGGGCCCUGCACUGGUUCGCCUGGCUGCGGGUGCCCGGCCUGGACCGCCCGGGCGGCGGCUGGACGGCCCUGGCGAGCGCCGGCCGCCUGCGCAAGGGCGAGGGGCUACUGGCCUGCGGCUCCCCCUUCGGCGCCCUCUGCCCCGACCUCUUCCUCAACACGCUGAGCAGGGGCGUAGUGAGCAACCUGGCUGGGGAGGAGAACGCCCUCGUCCUGACGGAUGCCCGCUGCCUGCCUGGCACCGAGGGCGGCGGCGCCUUCCUGCCCUCGCCUGCCGGGCCGCGCCUGGUGGCCGUCAUCGCCGCCGCCUUCUGCUGGAGGGGCGCCGAGUGGGUCGGGCUGACGCUGCUCUGCUCCCUGGCCGCCAUCCUACGCAGCAGCACCGGCGUCCUGAGCGCGGUCGGGGCCGCAGGGCCACCGGGGCCGGGGGCCGCGGUGCAGACGGGCAGCCUGUGGGCCCCCCUGGGCUGGGCGGCGCUGGUGGAGUGCGGGGCGGCGUGGGGCUCGGGCGUGCUGCUGGGCCCCCGGCUGCUCCUCACCUGCCGGCACGUGGUGGAGGCGCGUGUCCCGCUCCAUGUGACACUGGCGCCCGGCCCCGGCCGGGCUGCUGCCGGCCUUGGGGGCCGCGUGGUAUUCGCCACCGAAGAGUCGUCCCCCUUUGACGUGGCGGUAGUGGAGCUGGAGGAGAGCGUGCCGGGCUUCAUCCCCCCAUGCCUGGCAGACACCUUCCUCCCAGGUGAGGAAGUGACUGUGGUGGGCUUCGGGGCUCUGGGACGGGCGUGCGGCCCCUCAGUGACAGCGGGGGUCCUCUCAGCCGUGGUGGUGGUGGCCGGGCGCCCCGUCAUGCUGCAGACCACCUGCGCUGUUCAUGGAGGGUCCAGCGGCGGCCCUCUCGUCUCCUCCCGCAGUGGACACCUCCUCGGGAUCGUAGCCAGCAACACCCGGGACACUGAUGCAGGGGCCAUCUACCCCCACCUCAACUUCUGCAUCCCCGUCACCAUCCUGCAGCCCCCCAUCGCACGCUACCUCCACACCGGCAACCCCGAUGCCUUUGCCGGGCUCAACCAGGCGGGUGAGGGGGUGCAGGCGGCCUGGCGGCUCCAGCGGCAGCCAGGACCCCCCAGCAAGCUCUGACCCGCCUCCCAGGGGACUUGUGCCAGGGACAGGGCUGCCACCUCCCUUCUUAGGCCCCAGUGGUGUGAGGGCCGAGCGCCUGGAUCCUGGGGUGGGGGGCAUGGUGCGGUGCCUUUGCCAGCUGCUGGCAACCCCAGACUGGCUGGGGAGGAGUUUGGGGUUGGUUUUGUUUUAUUUUCUUUUCUCCCUGGAGCCAUAAAUGCUGUGAGCUGAG